UAAGUCUCGUAAACUACUAGAAUACUGAGGAUUACUAAUUCUUUACAAUGUCCGCAAACAUGAAUGGCGACAUCAUGAAAGCUGUUAUUUUAAUUGGAGGGCCUCAUAUAGGUACACGUUUUCGCCCGCUCUCAUUUGAAGUCCCAAAGCCUCUGUUCCCUGUUGCUGGUUGCCCCAUGAUACAGCAUCACAUUGAGGCCUGCCUUAAAUUUCCAAGUAUCAAGGAGAUAUUGAUCAUUGGGUUCUAUCAGAGGUCAAGAGAAAUGACACGAUUCCUCUCUGAACUUCAGAGAAAGCACAACAUUACCAUUAGGUAUCUCCAAGAGCAUUGCCCACUGGGUACUGGAGGCGGCCUCUAUCAUUUCAGGGAUCAGAUACUCAGUGGGGGAGUCUCGUCUUUUUUUGUAUUUAAUUCCGACGUGUGCUGUGACUUCCCCGUCAAAGAAAUGUACGCCUUUCACAAAGAGACUAAAGGCUGUGUGAUAUUAGGAACCAAAGCGAAUGAAUCUCAGUCAGUCCAUUAUGGCUGUAUUGUAGAGGAUCCUAAAACUCACAAAGUUUUGCAUUAUGUGGAGAAGCCAGAGACUUUUGUGAGUGAUCUCAUCAACGCUGGUGCUUAUUUAUUCACUCAAGAUAUAUUUCAAUUGCUUGGAGAUGCUUUCCAAUGUAACUAUAAUGAAAUGAAUGGUACUCAUGAUAGUUGCGAUGCUAUUGAUCUUGAACGUACAGUGUUAAAAAAGCUUGCUGCAGGCGGUAAACUGUACCUUUUCAUGAACACAGGUUUCUGGAGCCAAUUCAAGACAGCUGGCAAUGCUAUAUAUGCUAACAAGCUUUAUCUCUCCCUUUAUCGUAAAGCUGAUCAUUUCCUGGAGCGUUUGGCAUCAAGCAAUGAUGAUAUUGAGUCACCAGUUAUCAUUGGAGAUGUGAGAAUACACUCAACAGCAGUAGUGCACCCAACUGCAGUGUUGGGUCCCAAUGUAUCAGUAGGGCCUGGUGUUACAAUCGGUGCUGGUGCGAGGAUUAAAGAAGCCAUUAUACUUGACAGAGCUGAAAUUAAAGAACACAGUUGCAUAUUGCAUUCGAUUGUAGGAUGGGAGUGUGAGCUAGGGGCGUGGUCACGUGUGGAGGGUUACCCAUCUGAUCCUAAUCCGAAUGAUCCAUUUGGUAACGUUCCUAAGGAAUCACUUUUUAAUGAAGACGGGCGACUCAAUCCAUCUAUUACCAUAUUAGGUCAAGGGGUUCGUAUUGAUUCUGAAGUGAUGAUUUUAAAUUCAAUUGUGCUGCCGCAUAAAGAUAUUGGAUCUUCUUACCGGAAUCAAAUCAUAAUGUGAUCAUUUGCUGCAAUAGCCUAUACUUUCUCAUCUCUUUUUUUUCUCAUUGGCUGUCAGCAACUUGUUCAUUUUAUAACAAAAAUGUAAAAAAGGUUUUUGAAAACAUUUUGGACGGAAUAAAGUUGUUAAAAUAAUUGUAAAAAAUAUUUUUAAAAAUAUAUAAAUAAUAUAAUUGCAAGUUUCGGUGAUAAAUAAUAUAUUGCACACAGAAA
Messenger RNA from Amphimedon queenslandica, 1543 nucleotides. Its product is annotated as mannose-1-phosphate guanyltransferase alpha-A-like. The transcript is spliced from 11 exons. Lineage: Eukaryota; Metazoa; Porifera; Demospongiae; Haplosclerida; Niphatidae. The record is from RefSeq and is a predicted model, not a curated record. The coding region runs from base 48 to 1331 and encodes 427 amino acids. Gene Ontology annotation, biological process: biosynthetic process.